Clarias gariepinus (North African catfish) is the source of this 7587-nucleotide messenger RNA. It is a transcript of the gene klf12b, whose product is annotated as Kruppel-like factor 12b. The transcript is spliced from 7 exons. Gene Ontology annotation, biological process: regulation of transcription by RNA polymerase II. Bases 499 to 1455 code for a protein of 318 amino acids. The record is from RefSeq and is a predicted model, not a curated record. Lineage: Eukaryota; Metazoa; Chordata; Actinopteri; Siluriformes; Clariidae. Gene Ontology annotation, molecular function: DNA-binding transcription factor activity, RNA polymerase II-specific; RNA polymerase II cis-regulatory region sequence-specific DNA binding.
GCAAGUACAACAGUUCUCUGUGAGCCCCCAUUCAUUUCCUGAGAACUACCCAGAGCAGCUGAGAGGAGCUGAGCAGAAGGGAGGGAGUCAGAGAGAGAGAGAGAGAGAGAGCGAGCGAGGAGAGGAAGACACACACACAGAGAGAGAGAGAGAGAGAGCGGACUGUAUAAGGAAAACAGUUUCUGCCUCUCUGCAGCUCCUGAUCAGACGCCAUCAAUAACAGGAUGUUAAUGCUUGACGGAAUGCCAGCAGUCCGAGUCAAAGCAGAGCCUCUGGAAUCCGAGAGAGGGUGGUGGAGAACAGAUUUUAGAGGAGAUAUGAGUGAAGCCAAGAGGAAUGAGUCACAGGGAUUGAAAGGAACAACAUAAGAGAGACACAACUGCAGCGAAUGGCACUCAUCCCAGCCCUGUGAUGUCAUAUCUUAAACCUCCAAAAUAGUGUCACUGUGUGAGAGGGCUUAUCUGGGUGCAGUCCCCUAAAGUGCACAGCUACCCUGAUAUGGAGGCAGUUCCCCUUCUCCUUAGCAAAGUGAAGGCAGAGCCACCGGAGGACCUGCUCUCUUCUGAGCACUUUCACACUCAGACAGAACCCGUGGACCUGUCAAUCAACAAGACUCGGUCCUCACCUCCAUCCUCCUCUGCCUCGCCCGUCACUUCGGCCUUCUCUCCGUCCUCCUCCUCUUCAUCUUCAUCACCAUCGCCUUCUGUAAUCGCCUCCAUUUCUUCAGGAAAGCCCUCAGUGUUGACUCCUGGGCCUCUGGUGGGAUCUCCCUCGGGAGUCAGAGGCCAGUCAUAUUUACAUAUCAUCCACCCAGUGCCCCCUUCCAGCCCCAGCAAACUGGCCAGACAGGUGCAGCGCAUCCCAGUAGUGGUGCAGUCAUUGCCACUAAUGUACACUACAGCAGUACGCUCACCCUCCAACCAUCUCAACUCCACCAUCAUGGUCCCACUGAUGGACGAGCCCAAGAGCCAUGGCAAAGCACAAACAGAACUAAACGGCUUGUCACCAAGACAAAUCAGAAGUGACAGUGAUGAUGACGACCUGCCAAAUGUAACCUUGGACAGCGUCAAUGAAACAGGAUCCACCGCGCUGUCUAUAGCACGAGCGGUGCAAGAUUCCAUGUCACCAUUCAGUAUUGAGAGCAUGCGACGGCCACGCCGGUCCGAGUCUCCAGACUCCAAGAAGAGGCGAAUUCACAGAUGUGACUUUGACGGCUGCAAUAAGGUUUACACUAAGAGCUCCCACCUAAAAGCACAUCGGAGAACACACACGGGUGAAAAGCCAUACAAGUGUACCUGGGAUGGCUGCACAUGGAAGUUCGCCCGCUCGGAUGAGUUGACGCGGCAUUAUCGGAAGCAUACGGGGGUGAAGCCUUUCAAAUGUGCGGACUGUGAUCGCAGCUUCUCUCGCUCGGACCACCUGGCCCUGCACCGGCGCAGACACAUGCUGGUCUGAGUGAAGAUCACCUCACAAACCCUUUCUCUUUCUCUCUCUCACACACACAUACACGUGCGCAUGCACGCCGGGGGAGGCUGGGUCUCUCCUUGCACUUGUUCAGCUGGGCUGGACACAAUCAUGGCCAUCCUACAGUAGGUUCUGGUGAAAAGGAAGAGUGAGGAAGUUUAAAGGGAUGCAUGAUGGACAGAAUGUGAUGACAGAUAUCUGAACAAGGUCUGCCUCAAGGAUGGAGCAAAGCUGCUCUACAGAUCUGGGCUCUUCUUGAAGUUUCAGGACAUCUUGAACUGGAGCACUUGUCCAGAUCCUGGUUGUUAGUUCUUGCUUGAGAGUUUUUUCUGUCUGCAGUUUUUUUUUUUUUUUGGCAGCAUCCUUGUUUUGUUUUCAUUUAAAAUGUCUGCUUCCCUUUUGCCAUCAACAAUGUGAAGAACUGCAGUAUUGAAUUGCUUCCUCUUUUGAGAUCUGGAGCUUUGAUAUUGUAGACACAUCCAGGUUCCUACAGGAACAACAUUUUCAUAAAUCUUUAUUUCCUCCUAAGUCAGCAUACCUGAUUAUGAGGAGUCAUUUCUUUGGCAACAGAGGAGAGACCCUGAGUCAGCGUUUCCUGAGGUGAGGUGCUUGGAGAUUUUUCAUAUAGCACAAGUCUGCAAAACAUAGAAUGAGAUUAUACACACAGUGGAUGACACAUCAUAGAGAAUCAUGCAGUUCAUAUAUUGUAUUAGUUUUCACACUAAAGCUAUUUUCUGCUGCACAGGCACUGAAGUACAGUAUAUGGGGUACAUUUGGCUUUAAGAACUCUCAGCUUGUCAGGGUUUUUUUUUUUUUUUUUGCUUUAUGAUAAGAAACAGGGAUAUGAGGCAGUGCAUUCAGUUCUGUGAUUAUCCAGUGAGUCUGAUUGUGCUUUUUCCAUAUAAUUUAAUGUUUAAUUAUUUUCCCUGCUUAGGCCUUUUCCGAUUCUUGCUUGCUUUGAAUAGGAUCGGCCUUGGAAUAAACGAAUACAGUAGUAGUGCUCUAUGUUCAUCACACACAACACUGACCUCCACUGAUGUUUGACUGACUGACACAAAGCGCAGUGCCCUCUUAAGCUUUGAGGAAAUUUAGGUGCAAAAACGUAAAAAACAAAAAAAGGAAAACAUUUCUGCUAACAUGGGCCUUUGAUAGCGUGAUCCUUUUUUUUUUUUAUUUGUACUUGUAUGGACAAUACAAGCCAGGAGAGCAAUACACUCACUUUAGAGUGAUGGGAGAGAGAGAUGGCCUCAUUGGCUGUCUCACUCAAUCCACCAGUAGAGGGCUUUCAAAACAUGGACAAAUCGCUGACUUUCUACCAUUGCCACUUGUUUUUCUAUACUAGAGAAUCUUGUAUAUUUCUAAUGGAUUUGUAGCUCUAAUUUUUUAAAUAGCAAGAGCAUAUUGCUAUUCUCUCUCACACCUAAAAGAUUUGAUUGCACUCAGAAGAAUCCAUUUUCUUUUUUAAGAGCCGUUAAGCGUGGCACUGCAGGUUUUCCUGAAUAAAGCUCAUUUUGUUUCAAGAAAUUCUUACCACACAAACACACAUACGCACCCACACAUACAUGCACACACAGGCAAACACAGAUUGCACACAAUGGAUGUAGGGGGCAUUCAAUUGAACAUUUAACAGAAGUCAUAUUUUAAAGUAUUUACAUUUUUAAGAAUUCCUUUUGUCACUCUGAAUUAACAAAAAUUGUAAUAGUUCAUAUGUUUUCACAUUUUUUUACUAUAGUGCAGUAUGUUGGUCUUGUCUAGUGCACUAAACAGUAAGAUGUUUCACCUUCAGCCUGAUUCCCAAAUACAAAUAGGCCACUAGAGGGUGAUCAUUGUGCAGUAAAGAACACAUGAAACACACACACACACACACACACACACACACAAAAAACACAAUUUUCACCAUCCAAUACGCACACACCCAUCAGCCAUAACAUUACAAUGUAAAAACAUUAUGCCUUGGCGCCAAGACGCUGUCAGCAGAUCCUUUGGGUGCUGUGGAUUAUAGGGUGGAGCUUCUUUGGAAAGGACUUGUUUGUCUGGUGCAUUCAAUGUGUGAUCAACCAGAUUGGGUCUGAGGAGUUUGGAAGCUGGGUCGGCAGCCAUUCGGCUUCUUGCAUCCUUGGCCCUGGGUGCAAUGGACUGGGUGUUCUGGUGCCUUUCUAUUAUGGGCAGCAUUCUUUAUUCUGUAAGUUGUGCUGCUUUUAUGUGAUAUCGGAACAGUCGGAUCAGCCUUUGCUCGCCACAGGCAUGAAUAGGUCUUGAGUGGCCAUGAUCCUGUCACCAGUUUCCUGCAAUAUAAUUGAUAAUCAAUGUUAAGGUGUUCAUGUGGUUUUUUAAUGUUCUGGCUGAUAUACAUACAUACAUACAUACAUACACACAUACAUGCAUGCAUACAGGCAUGUUCAGAAGUUAGUACCCCCUUUUUAAUUCUAUGGUUUGUGUAAAAACAUAAAAGUUGUGGAUCUUAGUGUUAGGCAAAUACAACUUCAGAAGAACAAAACCAUGUCAACAAAAAUGAAGCCAUAAAGAAACAACAUAUAAGCUGUUGCAAUAAUAAGUACCCCCAUUAAAUCAAUAGCUGUAGAUCCACCUUUAGCAGCAAAAACUGAAAGUUAUAAUUUCAUGUGUACCUUUAUCAGUCUUUACAACCAUUCUUCAGUUCAUUGAGGUUUUUAGGAAUUUUCUUAUACACAGCUCUCCCACCACAGCAUUUCAGUUGGGUUAAAGUCUGGACUAGACCAUUCGAAAACCUGUUGCUGCAAAACAAGCCUAAAUUAUCACCCACCAGUGAGUAUGGGGUGUUUCUGCUGAAAUGCUGUUUGGUUUUCACUAAACAUACAGUAUCGCUGGGCAUUAAGGCCAAACAAUUUUACUUUAGUCUCAUCUGUCCAUACGACAUUGUUCCAGAACUCUUGCGAACCUCAGUCGUGCUUCCAUGUUCUUUUUAGACAGAACAGGUUACUCCAACCCUUUCAAACAAAUUAUACUUGUUUAGUCUUCUUCUAAUUGUUCUUCUAAUAUGGACUUACCAUGCUCAGUAAGGCCAUUGGGGUCUGAGAUGUAGCUCUUGUGUUUUUUUGUUUUGUUUUUGUAUUUGUUUAAGUAUUGCACGGUCUGAACUUGGGGGUAAAUGUGCUGGGACACCCACUCCUGGGAAGAUUGGCGACUGUGGAAUGAUUUCCACUUAUUCCACUCCAAGUUGUUUUAUAACCUUUUCUAGAUUGAUGUGCAGUAACAAUUGCUUCCCUAAGUCCAUUGCUUAUGUUUUCUUCCCUUGGUAUUGUAUUAACACAUGCCUGGAUGCUCCAGACCAGCCAACUGCCAAAAACUUCUGCACACCUGCGGAUAAUCAGUUAAUAAAGGCCUGAUUAACCCUCUUAAAUCCUGUGGAAGCAGUAAGGGAUACAUAGUAUUGCCCAGAUGUUUUUUUCUUUUCUUUUCUUUUUGGCUUUAUUUUUGUUAAACAAAUAAUGGCACAGUGACCAAUUUUAUAUGCUGUUGUUCAUCUGAGGUUGUAUUUGCCUAAUACUGAGAACCACCAUAAUCAUAUUAUGUUUUUAGAUCAUAUUAUGUUUUUGAAAGAGGUGUACCACCUUCUGAACGUGACUGUACAUACAUACGUACAUACAUAUAUCUCACAAUCUCAUGUACGAUCAUAUACAGUAUUGUGGCAUUUUGUGUCCAAUAAGAAGGCUCUAAUACAUAACUCUAUAAUUACCUUCUUUAAUUGAAUGUUUAAAUUAAUAACAGAUGUCAGAUGGUCUGCUCGUCUUAAGUGGCCUUAAGAUAAUUAUUAGAUGAUACAUAGAUAAUAUGACAUCCAGUAUACACAGUUUUUUUUUUCAUACUAAACAAAUCUUAUUCUAAAUACAGUGUUAAAGCGUCCAUUGUAUGGUGGGAAUGUCAUCAGACUGGUGUAGAGUAGCAUUUUCAAAUGGCCAGUACAAGCCUCAGUGAUAAUUACAUGCACACAACAUGAAGAAAUGCACUCACUCACUCACUCACUCACUCACUCACACACUCACUCACUCACUCACACACUCACUCACUCACUUACUCACUUAUGUGCACUGCUGUUGGAAUCUCCACGUCUAUACUAUCAACAAGCAAAACUAAACUCAAUCACAGUUUUGUGAAAUGCUGUAAAAGGAAUGUGUCCGUUACAAAAACGAACGUGACCAACGUCACCUUGCUUUUUUUGUGAUCUGAAGUAUUAUAAUCUAUGAUGUUUUAUUUGUUUGUUUGUUUGUUUGUUUGUCUACACAUGCGUGUUUCCUGUGGUACAUGGGCUAGAGUGUAUCAUCAGCACCUUGUUUUUAUGAAGUCAGAAUAUGAAAUGAAUUAUUUUCAGUUAGACAUAACAUUAAUCACCAGUGUAUCUUAUCAACUUAUACUGUAUUUUUGAGAAAUCUCCUCAAUGUGGGGCACUUCAUCUGCAUAUUGCUAUUUUAUGUAAAAAGAAAUCUUUUAAAAAUGUUGUAAUAUAUGUGAAAGUGAAAGUUAUUACUCGGUUUCGAAGACUGUAAAUACCUAUUAAAAAUAGGGCUUUUUAUUAUUAUGUUUUUUUUUAAUACAAGGGAUAACUUUAUAUGACUACAAUAACGAGAUGAUCAUUACCUAUUGGUACACAGUAUAUAAUGGGACUGUGUGGGAGAGUGUUUGAGGUUAUAUAUCAUCUUUAAAUGCUCCUGUUCCUACUGACUGAUGUGUAGGGAUUAAACAAUCCAUCUAUAUGAACACAGUGUUGAGGAACAGCUGCCUGUGUGCACAUUCAUUCAGACAUUUCUUAAGUGUUUUUAUAACAAUAAUAUUUCACAAAAUGUAAAAGGAAAAGAGAAAAAAAAACAACCUAGUCCAAAAAUGAAUGUCCCUUCCCAAACAGUAUUCAAGAGCCAUCAGCAUUCAAAUUAUUAUUUUUUUUCUGUACUAAUAUCAUUCAAAUUUGUAUUUGGCAUUAUUUCUGCUCCUGUACAGGAAAACUUUUCCUAUAUUUGUGUAUUAACAAAUGUGCAUUCUCAAAUCAGUUUUAUAAAAUUUUAUUUUAUCUUUAAAGAUAAAAUGAUUUAUAAUCAUUAAAAGGAGCAUUCUUUUUUGUUUUUUUGUUUUUUCUUAAAAAAAAGAGGAAGCGUUACUUUCUUCUCUGGCAUUCUCACACUUUCUGUCGCAUAAUUUUGUAACGGUGAACAGGGUCAAAGUUAUGCAAUAAUGACCAGUGCCUAAUAUAUUACUCAAGAAGCACAUGCGGAAAGGCAAAAGAUAUGCCAUAAGCACAAAACUUGCAUCCGGUACCAAUAAACCUGUACAAAAUAUCCAAUCCAGAUGUACAGUACCAAGCCUGUUUGUAAUGCACUGAGCCUUACGGACCAUUUAAAGACAACAUUUAAAAGUGAAAGCUGUGAACAUCCUCUUAUUAAUCACAUAACGAGCAAUGCUGUAUGUGUCUCCUCGGAAAAAAAAAAAGAUUUGGAUGGAUAUACCUUACACUUACGAUAUCAUCUUAACUGAAGGAUGCAGUUUCUCCAUUAUUAAGGUUGACUUUUACCUCUUUAAAAUUACACACACCUGAAGUUGAGUAUAACGCACCCUUACAGCUCAAAUCGGUGCCUACAGAGUGCACAAAAAUGCAGCGUGGCUUUGUUAUUUCCUCUGUGAAUGCGCGUUUCUGAUUUGUAUUCAACUUAUUCUGUACAGUAUUGCCUCAGUUUCAAUAUCAGCUUCAUUUCUUAAUCGAAAUAUUCACUUUAUUUUGUCUUUUUUUCCUGAUAUUCUGUGAUUAUCGUUCUUGUAUUUAUGUAUAGUGUAUGUGUAUUGUAAAUAUAUAUUUCAGAGCUUUUCAUUUUUCUGCAGAGUUGUGACUUUUUUUUGCCCUGCUUUGCUUUAAAGGGAAUCCCUUCACACUGAAUCCUAUCACAGAAUGUCUUCAUUUCAAAUAAAAAGGAAAGUGUUUAUUCUUUAUUUGAAUUCUCCAAAAGGUGUCUAGAUAUUAUGUGCUUUUGGUUUUAUCUGUAAUUUCAUUUUAUUCCCUUGAAAAUUGAGCUGUGAAUUUAAAUUGAGUUUUAACAUGAUACUUGUAUGAUAAUCUAAUCGGAGGCAUGGAAGUUAAUAAAAGUUGCAUUUUGUAUGGAA